GGGAUGAAGAAGACUAUGAUCAUGGCAUGGUUGUGGAAUUCCAUGAUUCCAGAAAUAAGUGACACAUGCAUGUUUUUGGCUACUGUCAAGGACAUAUGGGAUGCGAUUCAGCAGACCUAUUCCAAAGCUAGAGCUGCGGCUCAAGUGUAUGAGGUCAAAGUGAAAACUAUGGCUGCAAAACAAGGGAAUAAAACGGUAACUGAAUAUGCGAAUCAACUGAAAUCUUUGUGGCAGCAAUUGGAUCACUAUCGGGUGAUAAAAACAAAAUGCCCUGAUGAUGCAGCGGUUCUAAAGGACUUCAUUGAACAAGAUAGGGUCUAUGGUUUUCUAGUUGGACUUAAUCCAGAAUUUGAUCAAGUGAGGAUACAGAUUUUUGGGAAGCCGGAGGUUCCAUGCUUUAACGAAGUAGUGGCUCUAAUCCGAAGUGAAGAAAGUAGAAGAGGGUUAAUGCUUGAACCACAAACCACUGAUAGUUCCAUUAUGGUGGCUAGCGGUAACAACAAAUUAGCCACAAACAUGUUGAGAGGAACAACAUUUAAAGGAAGAAAAGGUGGCCAGCUGAAAAAUCAAAACCGUGAUGGAUUAUGGUGCACUUACUACAAGAAGUCUCGCCACACCCGUGAAAAAUGUUGGAAAUUUCAUGGAAAGCCUUCAAGUCGAGAAUGGAGCCAGAAAGGAGGUCAACCACAGAACAAUGGACCACAUUGCUGCAGGAUCACAAGGUGGAUCGGCACCAUAGGAGUCGAGUAGUCUCAACCAAGAAGAGAUUGAGAGGGUGAGAUCACUAAUCAACAGUCUUGGAAAACCUGAAGGAUCUUCAGGUACUUGUUCUUUGGCAUAUUCAGGACAAGAACUCGGGGAGGAUGAUUGGAUGUGCUAGAGAAAGGAAUGGCCUCUACUAUCUUGAAGCACCAGGCCAGUUAAACAUGACCAAGGGCAGAUUACCCUCUUCCUUCAUAUUAGAGUUUGCCUUAUCCAAUAAAGAAAAAAUUUUACUUCACCAUUGCCGACUUGGACAUCCAUCGUUUAGGGUUAUUAAAAUUAUGUUUCUUUCUUUGUGUAAGGAUUUAGAUGUUAAAAAAUUUCGGUAUGAGGUGUGUGAACUUGCUAAACACAAGCGUGUCCCUUUUCCAAUUAGUUAUAAAAAAAGCUCUGUUCCUUUCUAUCUUAUUCACAAUGAUAUCUGGGGUCCAUCUAUUAUUUCUAAUGUUUCUGGGGCAAGAUGGUUUGUUUCUUUCAUUGAUGAUUGCACUCGUGUUACCUGAAUUUUUUUGCUUAAACAUAUGUCUGAUGUUAGUACUGUAUUUUCGAAUUUUUGUUCCAUGAUCAAAAAUCAAUUCGGGGUCAAUAUCAAACGGUUUAGGUCAGAUAAUGCCAAGGACUAUUUCAAUCAAAUUCUUACCCCAUAUUUUCAGAAAGGAAUAGUAUAUGAGUCAUCUUGUAUCAAUACCCCACAACAAAAUGGGGUAGCAGAGAGGAAAAAUGGCGAUCUCCUUGAAAAAAUUAGAGCCUUGUUGUUUCAAAAAAAUGUGUCUAAGAUUUUUUGGGGGGAAGCAGUUCUUAUAGCCACUCAUCUAAUAAACCAUUUGCCUUCAAGAGUCUUGCAUUUUAAGAGUCCUAUGGACAUACUUUCAACAUUUUACCCAGAUCUAAACACUACAAACAACCUUGUCCCUAGGAUUUUUGGAUGUGUGUCAUUUGUCCAUAUUCACAGUCAAAACAGGGGGAAAUUAGAUCCAAAGGCUCUAAAAUGUAUCUUUGUGGGCUAUUCUUCGACUCAGAAAGGGUAUAAGUGUUACCACCCUCCGUCAAAGAAAUUCUAUGUCUCGGUGGAUGUUACAUUCAAUGAACAAGAGUCUUAUUUCACUAAUCCUUAUCUUCAGGGGGAGAAUUCAACUAGGGAAGAUAAGAAAGAUUUUUUGCUUGAUUUAUCAUUAAUUCUUAUGUCUAAAACCUCGGAUCCUGUACCUGCACCUCAUUUAUCCUGUUCCAAUCAUGUGCCUAGGAGUCCUUCUGAACCUGUGCCUGAACCCAUGCCUGAACCCACACCCAGACUUGAACCCGUGCCUGAAACACCAAGUGAACCACAAAAAAAGAUCGAUUCUGCUCAUGAAAAUGUGAGAUUUGGCAAGGUGUUCACAAGGAGAAAGAUGGCUGCUCCUGAACCUGUGCAGGUCCAAGAAUUCAACUCGGAUUUUUCGAAUGAAGUAAUAAUUUCUAACCAUCCAUUGCAAGAUGAAACUGAGUCUCAUAUUGAUAAUGAUGACCAGGACCUUCCAAUUGCUAUUAGAAAAGGAACUAGAAGAUGCACAAAGCAACCAUUAUACCCUUUUGCACAUUUUUUGUCGUUUAAGAAUUUUUCACCAUCUCAUAGGGCCUUUCUUGUAAGCCUAAAUACCAUUAUCAUUUCUACCACCUUAUCUGGGGCUUUGUCCAAUGAAAAAUGGAAACAAGCUAUGAAUGUGGAGAUGGAGGCGUUGGAAAAGAACAAGACUUGGGAGUUGGUGAAGUUACGGGCAGGAAAGAAAUCGAUGGGCUCUAAGUGAGUGUAUAUGGUGAAGUAUAGGGCAGAUGAGUCGAUUGAAAGAUACAAGGCACGGUUAGUAGCCAAAGGGUAUACUCAAAUCUAUGGAAUUGAUUAUUUAGAGAUCUAUGCUCCCGUUACAAAGAUGAAUACAGUCAGAGUCUUGUUAUCACUAGCAACUAAUUAUGGUUGGGAGUUACAGCAAUUUGAUGUCAAGAAUGCUUUCCUACAUGGAGAAUUAGAGGAAGAGAUUUAUAUGGAGGUUCCACCAGGAUAUGGGAAGAAUUUGGCUGCUCAUACUGUGUGUAAAUUGAAAAAAAGCACUGUAUGGCCUUAAGCAAUCACCACGGGUAUGGUUUGGGAGAUUUACAAGAGUUAUGUUGGCUAUGGGAUACAAACAAAGCCAAGGGGAUCACACAUUGUUCAUUAAACACUCUCCUUCAAGGGGAGUUACAGCCCUACUGGUGUAUGUUGAUGACAUAAUAGUGAUAGGAGAUGAUGUUAAGGAGAAACAGGUCUUGAGUUAAUAUUUGGCUAAGGAGUUUGAGAUUAAAUCGUUAGGGAGACUGAAGUAUUUUCUCGGGAUUGAGGUCGCUCACUCUAGGCAGGGAAUUUUCAUCUCUCAAUAGAAGUAUGUCACAGAUCUUCUCAAGGAAACUGACAAGACAGCAUGCAAACCAGCAAAUACUCCUAUGGAUUCUAAUCUUAAACUUGGAAAAGCAGAGGAAGAUGCCGCAGUAGACAGAGAAAUGUAUCGAUGCCUAGUAGGAAGACUCAUUUAUUUGUCUCACACAUGACCAGAUAUAGCAUACGCAAUAAGUGUGAUUAGUCAGUUUAUGCACCAAAGGAAGUUCAUCUACAAGCAGCUCAUAGAGUACUACAGUAUCUCAAGGGAACACCAGGGAAAGGUAUCUUGUUCAGAAGAAAUGGAGGAUUAAUACUUGAGGCAUACACUGAUACCGAUUAUGCUAGAUCAAUUGUUGAUAGAAGAUUAACAUCAGGAUAUUGCACCUUCCUCGAUGGGAAUCUUGUGAUGUGGAGAAGUAAAAAACAAAGUGUGGUAGCUCGGUCAAGUGCAGAGGCUGAAUUUCGGGCAAUGGCUCCAGGUGUGUAUGAACUAUUUUGGUUGAAGAUCAUCCUUAAAGACCUGAAGAUUAAGUGGGAUGGUCCUAUGAGACUCUAUUGUGAUAACAAAUUUGCAAUCAACAUAGCUCACAACCCAGUACAACAUGACCGGAUGAAGCACAUUGAAGUCGACAGACACUUUAUCAAAGAGAAAUUGGAGAGUGGGUUGAUUUGUACACCUUACGUGUCUACACAUGGUCAACUUGCUGAUGUUCUUACCAAAGGGUUGAGUAGCUCAGUUUUUCAGACUAUUGUAUCCAAGUUGGGAAUGGAGAAUACCUAUUUACCAGCUUGAGGGGGAGUGUGGGAAAACUAUGUAUGGUUAGUUAGCUAGUUUAGGAAAUUCUUUUGGCUAUUUUAGAAAAUUCUUUUGGUAACAGAUUGUAUCCUUAGAAUUAAUCCUAUAUAGCUAAGGUUCCUAUUCUGUUAGGGUGUCCCGUAAAUCAUGAGAUCUGAUUUAGUAAUCCUAUUUUGUUAGGGUGUCCCAUAAAUCAUGGGAUCUGAUUUAGUAAUUUACGUUUUUGGAUGCUAUGGUUGUUGUAUAUAUUCUGCUGUAAUAUUCAAAUUGAAAUACAAUUCCUCUUUUCAAAUUUCGACAGUUACCAUAAUUUUCAAGUGGGUCAAACACCAAAACUUUUUGAAUUGGACUUUUUAUUAAUUUUUCUUUUCUGAUCCUACAUGUGUCUUAGUGUCCCUGGUGAUUUCCAUUUUAAAUGUUUUUGGUAUUGCUGAGAACUAUACAAUUAACUGUUUAUUGGAAUAUGCUUCAUCAUCUAAACCUCGAAUUCGUUUGUUUCUUUUUUGAGGGAGGGAUACAUUCCUGUUAGUUAUGCGACUAAUUUUAUCUUGGCCUAGCCCAUGCAGCCCACAGCUCACAUGGCUAGGGACACUGCAGCAUGAGCCCUUUUGAGGCUGACCAUGACCUGGUCAUGGUACUUGUGAUUAGACUCUUUGGCGAGGACGUCAUGGCUUAAACUAGAAGGAGUGUGUGAUAACCCAUGUGGACGUAUGUUAAGUGUCAUUUUGGGUGUACAUUGGGGAGGUUUCGGUUUCUUAAGCGGGGUCAAAGAUCCCAUUUAGCAACCUUCUAGCUAGCCUUUCUAGACAGAGGUCCCUGGUUGUUCAAAUGGACUAUCAAAGAACAAAGUAGUACAUUCAUAAGUUCAUACUGGGAUACUAGAUUUUUACUAGUAGAAGUCUGCUUUGGAGAUCGAUAACUGAUAAGAGAAGUUUGAUAUUAAGACAUGAUACAACUGUAUAAAACCAUAUCAUUGCAGUGCUUCCAAUCAAUAUUGCUGACAGGUAAUGAGUUACAGUUUCUUCAUACUCUAAUAAUUUUUUUGGCUUAUUCCAAUAAUGCGCCCUCAUUACGAAUCUUAAGGGUUCUGGCUCAAGGUUCCAGUGGCAUUCAUUGAUUACUUUCACCCAAAUGGUUUUCAAUGUUUGAGAUAUUCUGUACAUUGUAUUCAAACCUUCUAAUUUUCUCUUGCUACAGGUUUUCAUUCUUCCCAGAUCUAGCACUUUAUGUACAUCUAAUAUUUAUAGAAUUUGUAGUUUAUCAGAUAUUUGUUGCUUCUUAUGCAUUUCCAGAAGAUCAGUCAAUUAAACAAUCCCU
Messenger RNA from Elaeis guineensis (African oil palm), 5264 nucleotides. The record is from RefSeq and is a predicted model, not a curated record. Lineage: Eukaryota; Viridiplantae; Streptophyta; Magnoliopsida; Arecales; Arecaceae.